This is a messenger RNA of Photinus pyralis (common eastern firefly), 468 nucleotides long. RefSeq names its product splicing factor U2af large subunit B-like. Lineage: Eukaryota; Metazoa; Arthropoda; Insecta; Coleoptera; Lampyridae. The coding region runs from base 82 to 468 and encodes 128 amino acids. The record is from RefSeq and is a predicted model, not a curated record. The transcript has 4 exons.
GGUAUGUCAUUUAAUCAACGGUAAACCUGGUCUCCUAGGUAUUAUGUUAACGUAUUUUUUUUGUAUUUUUCAGAACAUACAAUGUCUGUCGUGUCAGAAAAUGAAAUUAGAGUAGUUGAGGAGGUGGUUGCCGAGGUCCAUCGGGACGCCGAAAGCGUCGACCCGAAGACGGAUGUAACUCAGAACAAUAAAAGUAGACGGGGACGUGGAAGAUCCCGGGGACGUGGAAGAUCCCAGGGACGUGGACGGAAUUGGGAUCGGGGACGUGGACGGUAUCGGAGAAGUGGACGGGAUCGGGGACGAGGGCCACGACGACAUCGUGGUCGAGAAGAAACAACGAAGACCAUCAGCCCACCGGCUCCGCCGACACCGGCUCCGCCAACACCGGCUGAGACAUCGGCGCAGCAAAAUGCCCCCUCACAAGGGGGCAAUACAUUCGUAUUUAAUUUUUAUUAUAAUUUAAAAUAA